Molecule: messenger RNA, 1430 nt
Organism: Annulohypoxylon maeteangense
Lineage: Eukaryota; Fungi; Ascomycota; Sordariomycetes; Xylariales; Hypoxylaceae
Exons: 3
Coding region: 438-1235 (265 amino acids)
Source: RefSeq, a predicted model, not a curated record
CGUCCUCCUAAAAAUCCAUAAUGGAUCUCCCUAUUAUUUCCCCCCCAAUUACACACAAACCACCACUCACGCCUCCAACGCCGCUGCGCCGUAUGCUCCUCGUAACAGCGCCCAUUGCAAGCGUGAUGCCAGUACACCACGGCAGAGAGGGACAUGGGUCGCUUUACAUUCGUUCUCUUUCGUACUAUUAGACCAACCAUUGAUAUGUCGAUCGUCCGUUGGCUACCGACCACCUUCUAGAAAAGUCAUCCCAUCCCAUCUAUAAAAGAAGCGCCCCCCCAUUCAUUUCCUUCUUCGUGUGUACUAGGUAUUAUUUACGUAUAUCUUGUUGUAAGGCUGUCCAUCUCUCGCAAAGGAUCCAUCGGUUUAACUCGCCUAUUCGAUCCGUUCGUUCGUUACCAAAGGUACCCAAAAUAUAUCUAAAAAAGACGGCAAAAAUGGCACCUCUUCGUGUUCUCGCACUACCCACCUUCGCGGCGCUAGCUGCGGCUAUUAGCAUCUCGGACUACGUCCCGUCUUGCGGACCACCUUGUAUCACGGACUCUGUAUCGCAGCACACCACCUGCGACUCAGGCGACAACGCUUGCAUUUGCGCUUCCGUCUACACUAUAAAGCGGGAUGGUGAGGUGUGCCUCCGAGGCGCCUGCUCCACCACCGACUAUGGCAGUGUCAUGAGCGGCAUCGACGCUUUCUGCAAGGCCGUCUCUUCGGGACCGACCAGCAGCCCCACUUCCACUUCUACUAGCACCACCGCUGCCCCAAGCACCUACCCUACGAGCACUGAGUCGCCCUCAACUACUCCUCCCAUCGGCACAUCUACAUCGGAGACGCCUACUUCCACUGACACCGGAUCCAGCUAUCCCACCUCAGCCCCCUCCAGCUCCGGGACCAGCUCCGGCUCCGAGUCCAGCACUGGAUACCCGUCAUCGAUUCCCAGCUCCUCUUCGGAAACUGGCUACCCUACCUCUUCUCCCAGCGCCCCCGGCAGCUCUUCGUCUCCCGGUUCCCCAGGCACUUCGGGAUCUGCUACCCCUUACCCUACCUCUGGCGGCUCUACCCCUACCACCAGCGCCCCCUCGGGCUUCACUUCCUCAUCGCCCACAGCCUCGGCCAGCGCAAGCGCGAGCGCCAGCCCGUCCCCUGUCCCGGGCGCCGGCUCCCGAGCCGAUGCGCGCGUCGGAGCGGGCAUCGCCGCUCUCUUCGCCGUCAGCGGUUUCUUCUACCUUGCUUUGUAAGCCGGCACUGGGUUACUUGGGUAUGAGUGAUGAUGUGAGUCGCGGGUUCGGGUUUGACGGUUCUUGGAUUAAUGGAAUACCUCUACUAUACGAGAGGACUUUUUAAGAUUGCAAACUUGUAGAUAGUUCUUUUUUUAUGCGUGCACUUUAGCAUGCCGGUACAUAUUGAAUACAUACAUAUAUAUUUAUAUAGAU